This is a messenger RNA of Manduca sexta (tobacco hornworm), 5514 nucleotides long. RefSeq names its product protein dispatched (gene disp). The transcript has a single exon. Lineage: Eukaryota; Metazoa; Arthropoda; Insecta; Lepidoptera; Sphingidae. The coding region runs from base 236 to 3595 and encodes 1119 amino acids. The record is from RefSeq and is a predicted model, not a curated record. Gene Ontology annotation, cellular component: membrane.
AAAAAAAGUCUAUGUUUUUGUCAUAAUUUGUCAAUUGUCAUUUGUCACUUGUGUUUGGUGAUUUGUGUGGUGAGAUUCUUCGUUCCUUCCAUUUUCCCAAUUUUGGUUUUCAAAAAUGUAAUCCCUUUUUAAUUACUUAUAUUAUAGCUUUGGAAGUUUGAAAUGUGUUACAUCAUUGGGAGAAUAUGGUGCGAUAGUCAUACUGUUAUUAUGAAGCUUGGGAAAUCGCCCAAACAUGUUUGCUGCUUACGCCAGGUUUAUUGUCCGCCACUCGUACCUCGUUCUGUUUACAGUGAGCGUGAUAUCCACUGUCCUCACCAUCAUCCCUCUGAUAUUGCACGACCUGCCAUCAUUUUCAGACCCUAUAUUGGGGUUUGAAACCCGCGGCACCACUUUAGCACAUCGAUUUAUCGCUUGGGAAAACCUUAUAGAUGAGACCCGACCCUCGCGACGACUUGCUGUCAAUCCUAAAGAGAUAGAAGAUCAAAUCCGAAUGAACCAAACAUAUAACAACAGAACACGACAAGGCAAGCUCAGAUCAGGACGAAGGCGGACAAAAAACAAGGUACGCAACAGGAAAAAGAAUCUCAACUACAACAGCACUGGUUAUGAGAAGACCUGGUUUGAUAUGCCGGAAUCCAACAUAUCCAACGGCCAUGUCCAUUGGGGUUUUGGAGUAAAUGUGACUUUUGAGGAUGAUAAUGCUGUCUUUCUCAAGGACCAUACAAGAAAACAGUGGGUGUCUCUUAAAGAAAUGCAGCGGAGGCCCGAUAUGCCUAUCCAUAUAAACUAUGCCUCUGGGACGUGUGGGCCACCCAUAUCAGAAUAUGCUCAUCUUGUUAUAGCUAAUAAUGAUAAUUCAUCUUUGUUAACAUUUGAUAACAUAGAGAAGAUGUGUAGGCUGCAGUCUCAAUUAGUGGAACUCGGUGGUUUGGAAUAUUAUGACAUGUGCCAAAGGUCAAGUCACACUGAGGAGCUAUGCUGCCCAGUGUGGAGUGUGCCAAAUUACAUAGCUUUAAUAUCAAACAAAAACUCAUGUGAAGACUUAAGUAAAGAGGAUGUGAAUAAAACUGUCAGUAUUUUGAAGAGAUGCGCUGGAUAUUUCCAUAACUUCACUUUGAUGGCAUCAUGUGACUUGGAUCGCUGUAAAGUUCCCAAGUAUUGUUCCCAGUAUGAUGCUGUAUAUAAUUUAUUAUUUUAUCUCAUAGAUUCAGAAGCAUUUACACCAGCAGAUUUUUCACAAAGUCUUGUCAAGAAUGUAAUGCUUUUCUUGCCAUUGCCAAGAAGCAGUACAGUAUUACCAUAUUAUAAGAAACUGCAAAGUUCAAAUUUAUCUUAUGAUACACUUGUUAUACCAGCUAUGGAUUUUGGAUUAAAAAAUACUCUUUUUGAUAUUUGGGUGAUAGAAGACACAUGGUUGAUAGGAUUAGGUGGAAUUUUUGUUUUUGUAUGUGUAUGGUUUUACACAAAAUCUCUUGUACUUACUUUGUUACUUUUUACAGCCAUAACAUAUUCAUUAGGUGUGGCAUACUUCUUGUAUGUCUAUGUGUUCAACUUGGAAUUCUUUCCCUUUAUGAAUCUCUUAGUAAUAGUAGUUGUCAUAGGUAUUGGUGCUGAUGAUGCAUUUCUCUAUAUCAAAGUUUGGAAAAUGGUCAGUACUCGAUUGAUAAGAGAUAAUGUUGUCAGUCAAGAUAAUGAUUUGUCAGACAUCAAGAAUGUAUCCAGUGCUGGAGAGACAAUUCUUGUACAGAUUCUUGAAGAGACCAUCAAACAUUCUAUGGUUACAAUGUUCAUUACUACUUUGACAACUGCUGUAGCGUUUUAUGCUUCAUAUGUGAGCUAUAUUCCAGCCAUCAAUUGUUUCAGUGUUUUUGCUGGCACUGCUGUUCUAGUCAACUUUAUUCUAAUGGUAAGUUGGUUACCAGUAUCAGUAUUUAUAAUAGAUGUUAAAUUAUGUACAAGUAAUAAGAACUUGUUUGGUGUUGUGCACAAAACAAUUAGUGAGGUAUGGGAAGAUAUCAGAAUUGUAUUGAAUAGGUUUAUUAUAAUGUGUGUUACUAAACUGCAUGUAGCAAUUGUUGUUAUAUUGGGAGCUAUUGGAAUGGGAAGUAUAUUUAUAGUAUUUCAUUCACCAGGUCUUCAAUUGCCUGACUCUAAACAAUUUCAGAUUUUCCAAACAUCUCAUCCCUUUGAACAAUAUGAUUUGCAGUAUAGAGACAAGUUUCUAUUUGAAAGGCUUGGUAAGGAUAUAGGUACUGGCAGUAAAAUGCCUCUAAGGUGGAUCUGGGGAGUCAAAGCCAUUGAUAAUGGAAAUCACAUGGACCCUUCAUCUAAAGGCCACUUAGUUUUUGAUGAAAAUUUCUCUAUUUCUGACCCAAAGUCACAAGCAUGGCUUUUAGGUUUUUGUGCGCGAAUUAAAGCUCAACCAUUCUAUCAGCAGACACUAGGCCCUCUGUUGCCAAAUUGCUUUAUUGAAAGCUUCAAAAUGUACAUGAGUAGAAGAUGCAUAGACAAUAUUGAUAAAAUUAAUAGAAGUCCAUGUUGUGAAUCAUCUCGUUUUCCUUAUAAAAAGGAAGUCUUUGAAUUUUGCAUCAUUAAAGCUAUUGAAUCUCUCUAUCAAACACCAAGGGAGUUAUUCAUGCCUGGUGUGGCAGGUCCUAAGUUCCUUAGAAGUGCAAAACCACCAUCAGUAGCAGCCAUGGUGGUGGAAUUUGAAAGUGUUGUGCCAUACUCAAUGUCAUACACCUCAAUGAACAAAUUCUUUGUCCAUGUUGAAAAUUGGACACAGCAGGAACUUAAAACUGCUCCACCAGGCAUGAAAUGUGGAUGGUUCCUAUCAGACUUCCAAUUUUACGAUCUUCAAAAAACUUUGGCAAGUGGAACUGUUGUUGCUUUACUAUUGUCAGCUACAUUAGGAUUUAUAGUUUUGAUUCCUGCCACAUUGAGUUUUGUUAUCAGUGUUUGUGCUUUGUUGGCUAUGAUAUUUUCUGCAACUGUUACAAUAGCUAUUCUUGUAUUAAUUGGUUGGAAAUUAAACAUUUUAGAGAGUGUUGCAAUAUCAACUUCAGCUGGUCUAGCUGUAGACUUUAGUCUUCAUUAUGCUCUGAGUUACACAAAUGCGAGUGGUAGUAAAUUCUCAAGGGUUAAACAUGCUUUACAAGCAUCCGCGGGUCCGACAAUAGCAGCGGCAUUGACUACAGGUUUUGCGGGUAUUUUUCUUUUACGAUCAAAUCUCCUCCCUUAUUCACAAAUCGGCACAUUUUUGGCAUUGAUCAUGACAGUCAGUUGGACGUACGCAACGUUUUUCCUUUGUUCCUUAUUAUACUUAGUUGGACGAAGUUCGACGAAAGAGUCUUCGCCAGAGGAAAGAAAAUCUGUAUCCCGCGUAAGUUCGGUCUGUUCAGGGGUACCUAAUCUAGAGAGUCAUGAACUGGAACACUUGGCUGAUAGCAAUCGUACAAAUCUUACACAUUCUCAUAGUCCGUCUAGUGUUAGUGCCACAACUGUUGUAUUACAUGACGAUUUUGAUAACUUUCAAAACAAAAAUGAUAAAAAACUUAGUCUUACAUGUAAUUUAGUUUGUGAAAAUGACUGAAUGUUUAGAUCUAAUUAGUCCAUAAGGAAUUACUUUUUGAAGUAUUUUAUUUAUAAUGUAGCAGUAUUAUUUUGAUCUUUCUAUAUUUACGACAGUUAACUGAAAUCGUUACGCAUUUACUUUAUGUCUUUGUAUGUAUUAUAUUAUAUUUUAUGUAUAUUCAAGGUGUAGGUAUGAUUGUUGUGACAAUAAUUAUCGCAUAAAUAAUUCACAUUCGACAAUAUAAGAUCAUAACGAGCUUAACUUGUUAUUGUCAACGUGUGACUACAAUUUGUUGAUUUGAUUUUUUUCGUGCGUUCGAUUGCUCUAAUGAAUCUCUCACUGUUUAUAGUGAAUCGAUCUGAAACUAAAUGUAUUAUGCACACAUUAUGUAUUGUUGGUCAGUAUUAUUACGUUAGUAAGUAUUUGUAUUCUUUAGGCUGAAUUUGUGUCUGCUUAUUAAUUGUGCUAUCAAUUAGUUUUCUAAAAGUAAUGUCAAUUUUCUAAUACAAUGAAAUUGGUACUUAAUAAAUAUUCAGUAUAGUUAAAUAUUUGCUACCAUAGCAACCCGGUACCUUAUUCGCGAAAAAAUUAAAACGAUUUAUAUACCUAUUAUUGUAAUGAACAAGGUAAAUAUGUAGCAUCAAUUAAAAUUCAUUAUUUUUAUAACAUUGCUACAUUCUGUGUGCAAUUUGGAUAAUGUAUUAAGUCUUUAUUUUCUGAUAACGCGAAGGCAUCUGUAUAUCGUAGAUUAAUAUUUAUAUGUUGGAUGUUACCUAUGUGCUUAUAAUAAGUGUAAAUCAUUUAUCUGUGUAAGCGUGAGGUGUGAGCUAUUCCGAUAUCCUAAUGAUACGUAACAGCGCGACUAGCGAUCGCGAUAUCUGUCCAGUCACGUGAAAAUGUUUAACACGAUAUCGCACGUGCCUCUUUUGCUAAUAACACAACUUAUGUAGUUUUAGAAACAUUCUCGUCCUUCAGCUUUAAACAAUAGACAUCGAUAUGAUUUCGUAAUAAGAAUAGGAAUGUCCUGGAUCGUGAUUCGAGUCAAACACAUUCAUAGUACAAUUUAUUUCUCUAUUGCGGUUUUAGGUUGUAUUAUAAAAUGCUUUCUAGGUCGUGGCAUGAAUUUUGAAACGCCAAUCAGUGCGGAGGCAGUUUAUUUGAACAUCAUGUUUCUCUAUUUUUGUACAUCAAUUAGCGAAAAUUUACAAAGAGCAUUCACGGCCAUUCAAAAUUCAUGCCUAUGACGGAGAUAUCUAGUGACAUAAAAUUGUAUUUUAUAAACUUUCAUUUGAGCUUCAAAUCCACCAGCGGCCAAGGCGGGGAAGCCCAGGCUCUACCAGGAUUUGUUGGACACAGUUUCAGAAGACUGUUUGAUGAAUAUCUUCCUCCGCCCGUCGCCGCUUUGGUCGAUAGUCGAUUAGAGCCUGAGAUGUUCUUUCCAGGAAUUCACUUGUGUCGUAGGCUUUACAUAACUAAUUUAGUUUUAACUUCAGUUAAUGAAUUACCUGUUAAUGUACUUAAAUGUCUUGUUUAAAUUAUACGCAUUUAAUGUAAUAGAUUCGACGAUUUGGACGUAAAAUAGCUUUGUUACAAAAAUCAUGUAAAAAAAAACUAGGAAACUGCUUCUUUAUAUUAUGUAAGUACAUUGAACCUUUGGUUAUCUUUAUCACUUCCACAUUCCCUGUAUAGUGUUUGUAUGUGCUAAGUACAAUCUAAUCACAAAAAUGAAUUAAAAAGAAAACAUAUUUUUGUUACGAUGUUAUUGUGCUAUGGAAAAAGUAUUUUUAAAAUAUACAAAAUGUUUAUUUGGCGUAAAAAACUUGUUUGACUUACGUAGUAAGUAUUGAAAGUGUUUUGUAGGAAACAGUGAAUUUUAUGAUUGUGUCUAAUGUUAUUGUGUAAGAAAGUAAAUGAAAUGUUAACUUUUGUAUGAAUAA